Messenger RNA from Emiliania huxleyi CCMP1516, 810 nucleotides. RefSeq lists its product as hypothetical. The record is from RefSeq and is a predicted model, not a curated record. Bases 1 to 810 code for a protein of 269 amino acids. NCBI's taxonomy places the organism in Eukaryota, Haptophyta, Isochrysidales, Noelaerhabdaceae. The transcript has a single exon.
AUGGCGCACUUGCUUAGCGGCGCCUGCCUGGGGAAUAGGGAGCAGGCCAGAUGGUUCCUCAGAGUAGCGCGAGCGCAGACGGGGACGGCGAUCAGCAAAGUAGCCCAGGCGGCACCCGACUCCAAGGAUACGCUGAAGACGCUGAGGAAAGCGCAUGUCGCUGCGCUGAAGGGCUCACGCUAUAGGGUGCUGGAUGAGGACGGGUACGAUGCACUAGCCCCAGCCGUCGGGGGGGUGUUGCCGGCGCUGGUAGAUGAUCUCUCGGAGAAGAGCCGGAGGGACCUUGGCGCCGGGGUCACGAGGAACUUGCAAGUCGUGGCCGAGGCGGCGACGGGAGCGGUGCAGAGGUGGACCCAGCUCAAUGAUGAGGCUACGGCGCGCAUAAUGAAGAGAGAGGAACACAUCGAGUGGCUGAGGAAGCUCUUCACUGGGUGGAAGGAGGCCCGGCCGGCCUUGAGGGAGUCGCGGAGGAGGAGGGAUAACGGAGGCAACGUGCAGACAGGCCAGCAGCCAGUGGGACGAACGAGGACCGCGACGGCAGCUCAAGCGGGAGGGAGCGGAGACAGUGGGCAGCGAGCGAAGUGGGUGAGACUGAUGAUGCUCCUUCGACUUAGGGAGCGGUUCCGCUGCUGGGCGAGCUUCAGGGUGGUGCUCACGCGAAAAGGAAUCGACGCAAUGUACAAAGCAUACAAGAAGAGGAGAAAAAAGAGGAGAGGCGCCAAAAAAGUGACGACGAAACAGAAGCUAGUGCAGACGAGGGCAGGUCAGGGUCGCAGGCGUCGUACCGAGCGCGUCGAGAUCGUGUCCUGA